Molecule: messenger RNA, 4416 nt
Organism: Emys orbicularis (European pond turtle)
Lineage: Eukaryota; Metazoa; Chordata; Testudines; Emydidae
Gene: PRMT2IP
Product: chromosome 10 C15orf39 homolog
Exons: 2
Coding region: 1-4416 (1471 amino acids)
Source: RefSeq, a predicted model, not a curated record
AUGGCUGGGAAACGACACUUAGAGGACCUGGACCCUGUGGCCUACAACAAGUUACCUCGGCUGGAGACAGAGCCAAAUUGUGUCCUCCCCACGGGCUUGUGUAAAUCGAGCCCCAUGCCUAGUCAUGGCUCUGAAAACCAUUUCAGCUACAAGGGAACCUACUUUGCUUACCCGCUGCAAAGCCCUGAUGGGCUCGAGUCUCUGACCCACUGGAGUCCAGCCGCAUCUUACAUGCAAUAUCCAGGUAAUGCUGUCAGCCAGCACAUGAGGACAGAUGGUGCGCUGAUGAACUGCCUGCUGUACGGACGAGAAGCUGAGAGCCUGGCGGUAAGACUACGGAGCUCCGGUGCUGACAAAGGGAAGGACAGCAUGGUCCGAGACCACCUGGUUGUUCAGGAGAAGUGGGCAAAUCAUAUGCAGCAGGCUCAGGGCCAUGCUUUCCCAGUGCAAAAACCUGAGCUCCUAAACAAAACAGUUGCUCAGGCACCUACAGGCUAUGCCACCUUGGCAGUGCCCAAGCCAGUUUAUAGAAACCCUGUUUGCUAUGUGGACCCCAGGGCUUCUAUGUCCUUACAAACUCAGAUGGAGAGCAUGCAGAAGAGGCCGUUGGAAGUGGAAUGGACUGUACCAACCCCAGUAUCCUCAGGGCACCAUAUCCACGCAAAAGACCAGUCUUGUGGGACUGCUUUACCCAAGAGAGCCCAUCACCCUGAUCCCAGCUUCCUGCAGUUACACCAAGGCACAGGGGUUCCCACUAAAGAGAUGGUAGCAGCCUCUGUAGGCUUUCCACCUUACCAUGGAGCAUUUGAGAAAUACAGAGUACAUCAAAGCACCUCCUUUCUUGAAGCAAACUACCCUGCUGUGUACAACAACCAGAAAAGGGUCAAAGAUGUACAUGGCAGCAGCUUAUCCCAACAUACAUGGUCCAAGCUACAGCCUUCCGCUGCCAGCCCACUGGCCCAUUCCCAAACAGCAGCCUAUCGGGAUAGAUCUCCAGCCUGCUACUCGGUGUCUCACUACCCAUUGACCUCACACAAGCAAACGUUUCUUUAUCAGGAGGCCCCUCAUGCUGAGGAACAGAAUGGCACUCUGUCGACCUUGCCAACUGCAGGUGGCUACAAAGGAACCAACUUUCCAGGAAGUGGGGAACCUCGGCCCUUUUCUAGCACUUACCUGAGGCAUCAUUCCCCGAGAGGCUAUUACGCCAGCCCUCUGGAGAGCUAUGUGUAUAGACCAGCUGGUCCAAUUCCAGUGGCCUCUCCAGCUUUGAAGCCUGGAGUUUCUUCUAGAGAACCUGAGCUCCAGCAGAAUUCCAGCUGCAAAGUGGACUAUCUGCAGCAGAACCCCAGUUUUGUUUUUGCACCUUCUGACAUGGCUUUGUACAAUGCCUCCUUAGCCAAUACGGAUGCUGGUCAUGAUCGGCACAUUGAUAGCAGAGUAGCUACUCCUAAUGGGACUCAAUCGGUGAGGGAGAACCCCAGAAGCAAAGAGGUGGCUAGCCAGUACAGUGCUUUCCAACUGAUUGGUGCUCUAGAUAGGCUAUCCAACAGCUCCGAAAGGCUCACUGAAGCACUACCUAAAGGAGAGCCAGGCUAUGGCUUGGGCCUGUGUCAGACAGAACAACCCAGCCUGCAUGGAAAGGAACAAUCCCACUCGGAGAGAAGAUCCAGCUUAUCCAUGAAAGAGCCUAUGCACAGAAACACAGGGAUUCAUGAAGCUCAGUUAGGAGCUCCCAUUGUCAUUACUGAUAGUCCAGUUACGUACCACCACAAAAAAGGAGAAGCCCCCAAGGUCAAAGGCAGGCUUGUUUCCUCACCCCAGGUCAUUUCUUCUGAGGAGGGAUUGAAAAGCCUGAGAGAUGCAGAUUCUACUCCCUCCUCCCCGCCUAUGCCAGUUAUCAACAAUGUCUUUAGCCUGGCACCUUACCGGGACUACAUAGAAGGGUCCAAAGGGUCGGCAGGGAUUCCCUUCUCAAAAGAUCAUCAAGAGGAAGAGUCCCCCUUCCGAAACAGCCUGGCAAGUGGAGACUGUAAGGCUGUCUCAGAGCCACCUUCUGCCAAGGAUUCAUCAGAAAAGCCUAUUGGGAAAGAAGCAACCCAGGCCCUAAAAGCAGAGAUGGAGAUGGGUGAAAACCUCAAUGCGAUACAGCAGGAUGGAAGCUGUAACAGCAGGAUUUGUGAGAUCUACAAGCCAAAGAUUCUGCCACGCAGACUGCCAGCAAGAAGUGAGUCACAGAACGGCAGCAUCAGUGCUCCAGCUGCCACUGGGAACCGGGAACUUGCUCAAGAUGAUGUAGUGCUAGAUCUCAGCUUGAAAAAAGAGCUAGUGAAGGCCAAUGAUCCUCUGAGCCCAGCUGGACAGACUGAGGUGACUCCUAAAGGAGGAUGUGGUGAGGAGGCGGCGAAAGAGGGACCACUCAAAAAGCAGAGGGUGUUCAAGAGUUCCAAGACCCAGGCCUUGCCUUUGUCAGUGGAAAAUAGCUCAGGGGACAAGAGCAACUUCCAGAGCUCGACAGCCUUCAUGUUCAAAAAAUUCAAAAUCUCGAAAUCUAUCCCGACACGAGCAGUGCCCCCAAUACAGGCCAACAGCCCCCCAGCAGCCACGCAGGGCCCCCCGGCAGCCCCCGAGGCCAAUAGUCCCCUGGCACCCAAGCAGGGUCCCCCGGCAGCCCCCCAGGCCAACAGCCCCCUGACAGUGAUGCAGGGUCCCCUGGCAGCCACCCAAGCCAACAGUUCCCCAGCACCCACCCAGGGCCCCCCAGCAGUGACGCAGGACCCUCCAGCACCCGUCCAGGCCAACAGUCCCCCGGCAGCGACGCAGGGCCCCCCAGCAGCCACCCAGGCCAACAUCCAACCCUUGCAGAUGACGUGCCUUUAUCUGAAACUUCCCGACAUUUCAAAGUCUCUGUCCCCCAGUGCCCCAGAGGCCUCCCCAGCACUGGGCGAGGCCAACGUCUCGCUGCCCAGCAACUGUGAAUCCCCUGCCCAGCAGACUUCAUCCAGCCAAUAUUUCACUGCAUUACACAUAUCUCUCUGCAACAGGAUUUCAUAUUUUGUGUCCGGAACAUCUCCAGAGCUCCUUGAGCAGUGGCUGAGGAGGGUGGAGCUGGAUGGAGAGCAGAAAGAGAGCUCGAAAUCUCCCCUCAAACCCAAGAAUGGUUCCCGGAUCCUGGAAGCUCAGAAAGCCUCCAAAGGCAAGGAGAUCUGGCUGGGUUUCCAGGAUAUCAGCAUGCUCCUCAGCAAGCUGCUGUCUCAGUUGGAGACCUUCAUGUUCACUCGCAAGUGCCCCUUCCCACAUGUGGUUCGAGCAGGUGCCAUCUUCAUCCCCAUUCAUGUGGUGAAGGAGAAACUGUUCCCCAAGCUUUCUGGAGCAUCUGUGGACCACGUGCUGCAGGAGCACAAGGUGGAGCUGCGCCCCACCACCCUGUCUGAGGAGAAGCUUUUGAGGGACUUAGAGCUUAAGUGCUGUACUUCCAGGAUGCUGAAGCUGCUCGCCCUGAAACAGCUGCCUGACAUCUACCCAGACCUUCUGAAUCUCCACUGGCAUGACUGUGUCAAGCACUAUCUUGGUGAACCUGGUGCAGGGACUCUGACAGAUGAAGGCAAAGCAGUAGCAGUGGAUUAUGUGAAGAAGAAAGCAACUGGGGGCCUGAUGGGUGCAAGAGCCGGAACGCCGGCCAACUUGUUCAAGGGAAAGCACAGGAAAGGAAAGUUUCUGAUCUCAUCUAAGCAGGGGUCUCCUUUCCAGGAGGGGGCUGCUGCCCUGGGACCAGAGAAAACCCAGCUGCUUGACGAGAAGCCUCAGGGAAGCUGCUCCCCUCCUGAUGGAGAGGAUACUUUGCUCAAGGAUGGGAGACCAUCUUCCCAAGUUGUUCCCAGCUCCCUGGAUUCAAAACCAAAUGGACUCCCACCACCCUCUGGUGCCAAGAGGCAACUUCUCCAAACCCACAAGCCUUGUAGGACCCUUCAGCUGAAGCUGACCAGUAAGGCAUCCAGGAAGACCAGGAGUACCUCAAGGGUUCUGCACCUCCGGAACUCAAUGGUUCGGAUCAAAUUCCAGAGGGUCCUUCGGGGAGCGCAGAGGACUCCUCUCCAUGGCACUAGGGGGAUGAGGGAGAGGGGUCCAGCUUCAAGGCGAGGCUGCUCCCUCCUCAGCAAGACCUUCAGGCAUGAGGCGGAGAGUCCGACCUCCCCAUCCAGGUACCCGGAACUGGUGGGCAAGCGGAUCAGACAUCUGUAUGAGGAGAAUGACAAGACAGAGGCCUGGUACCAGGGGGUGGUGCUGAGGAUCCACAAGCAUCACAAGGACCCCCUCAAGACCGUGUAUGAGGUGAAGUAUGACAGCGAGCCCGAGUGGCAGUACUACCUGGAGAUCCUGCAGGACUACAAGAAAGGCUGGCUGAAAGUGGAUGAAUGA